AUGGCAGACCCUUCCACCUUCCCAAUAUACCCAGAUCUGAGAGGGCGAGUUGCUCUUAUCACAGGCAUUGGUCAAGUCGGCUCGACCGAAACCAAAACCUGGGGUAAUGGUGCCGCAACAGCCCGGCUUCUCUCUCACAACGGCGUCAGGAUCUUUGGCUGUGAUCUCAAGUUAGCUGCCGCAGAACGAACACAGACACGCUUGCUUGCCGAAAACAGUAAUGCGGAAUGUGCAGUUGUGAGCUGCGACGUAACAAAGCCUGAGGAAGUUGACAAAAUGGUGCAAGGUUGUCUGGAAAGGUACGGACGGAUCGAUAUUCUUGUCAACAAUGUGGGUAUGACGGCGCCAGGAGAUCCUGGUAGCAUGGACCUCGAAGCGUGGGAAAAGCAAAUCGAUCUAAAUCUCAAAUCAGUCUUUCUCUGCUGUCGUGCUGUUUUGCCAAUCAUGGAGAAGCAGGGCAGUGGCGUGGUUAUCAAUAAUGCUUCCAUCACAGCAAUGCGAUACAUUGGGAAGCCGCAAAUUGCGUACGCGAGCGCAAAGGCGGCUGUGUUGCAGUUCACAAAGGCGAGUGGUGUCAUGUAUGCACCGAGAGGUGUGAGAGUGAAUGCUGUCGUGCCUGGCUUGAUAUACAGCCCUCUUGUGGAGAAUUUGCUCAAUAGUGAGAAGGAGGAGGAUAGGGAAGUGGGCAGGAAGAUCAUGGAGCACAAUGUGCCCAUGGGGAGAAUGGGUACGCCGGAGGACGUUGCGAAUGCGGUGGUGUUCUUGUGUAGCGACGCUGCAAGGUAUAUCACAUCGCACGCCCUCGUCGUGGAUGGAGGGAUCACGAAUUCAACAGGGACUGGAAUGCCAUGA
This is a messenger RNA of Lithohypha guttulata, 852 nucleotides long. RefSeq lists its product as uncharacterized. The record is from RefSeq and is a predicted model, not a curated record. Lineage: Eukaryota; Fungi; Ascomycota; Eurotiomycetes; Chaetothyriales; Trichomeriaceae. The coding region runs from base 1 to 852 and encodes 283 amino acids. The transcript has a single exon.